GAGGCUCAGUCUCAGAGCAGCCAUUGAAAGGGAAGGAACUGCGGUGUGUGUGUGUGUGUGUGCGUGUGUGUGUGUGUGCGUGUGUGUGUGUGUGCGCGCGCGCGCGCGUGUGCGUACUUGUGUGUGUAUGCGUGCGUGUGAGUGCGCGCGAGUGUGUGGACAAGGAGGUGGGGGCAGCCGAGUUAGAGUCCCAACUCCUUGGACUCCAUUUGCUAUUCUAUUCUUUCUCCCCCCACACCUAUCUGGAGGUGGUGGGCGUUUAUAUUUGCUUUUCUUUUCAUUCAUUUCCAGAUCUUUUAAAAUUUAAGGGUUGGGGGUAGUGGGAAAGGCAGGAAAGGGUAAGGGAAGGGAGUAGUAGCAGAAGAGCAGGAGGAGGACAUGGAGAUGAAGAAGAGGAUUAACCUGGAGUUAAGGAACAGAGCCCCGGAGGAGGUGACAGAGUUAGUCCUUGAUAAUUGCCUUUGUGUCAAUGGGGAAAUUGAAGGUCUGAAUGAUACUUUUAAAAAACUAGAGUUUCUGAGUAUGGCUAAUGUGGAACUAAGUUCACUGGCCCGGUUGCCCAGCUUAAAUAAACUUCGAAAGUUGGAACUUAGUGACAAUAUAAUUUCUGGAGGUUUGGAAGUCCUGGCAGAGAAAUGUCCUAAUCUUACCUACCUCAAUCUGAGUGGAAACAAAAUCAAAGAUCUCAGUACAGUAGAAGCUUUGCAAAAUCUUAAAAAUUUGAAAAGUCUCGACUUGUUUAACUGUGAGAUCACAAACCUGGAAGAUUACAGAGAAAGUAUUUUUGAGCUGCUGCAGCAAAUCACCUACUUAGAUGGAUUUGAUCAGGAGGAUAACGAAGCACCAGACUCAGAAGAGGAGGAUGAGGAUGGAGAUGAAGAUGAUGAAGAAGAAGAGGAAGAUGAAGCUGGUCCACCUGAAGAAUAUGAAGAAGAGGAGGAGGAAGAGGAGGAGGAUGAGGAUGAGGAUGAAGAUGAAGCAGGCUCAGAGCUGGGAGAGGGAGAAGAGGAAGUGGGCCUCUCAUACUUAAUGAAAGAAGAAAUCCAGGAUGAAGAAGAUGAUGAUGACUAUGUUGAAGAAGGGGAAGAAGAGGAAGAAGAGGAAGAAGAAGGUCUUCGAGGGGAAAAAAGGAAACGAGAUGCUGAAGAUGAUGGAGAUGAAGAAGAUGACUAGAUCAUUCUAAGACCAGAUUCCCUAAUGUUCCUGGGUGUGCAAUAGAGUGAUCCCAUCUUCUUUGUUUCUUCAUGUACCAUAGCGAUCCCUACGGAAGAUAACCUGUAACUUUUUAUAGGAAAAGUGUGGUUUUACUAUUUUUGCCUUAUCAUUCCAAAUAAGAUUUACUAGUCUGUUAAUGAUCAUAUCAUAUGUAGAGAAAAAAUUUUCGUUGACCCCAUUGUGAAAUUUAUUUAGAAUCUUCAUUUUUCUCAUUCAGGCUCACUGUAUUAGUUAUUUUUAGCCCAUAAUUAAAACAUGAUCACUUUUACACAGGCGUAGUUUGGUGCAUUUCAUUCAUAAGGUUAUAAAGUUAUUUAUAAGUUAACUGAAAUCACAGUCGGCUGGAAUAUGAAAUGAAAAUAGUCUCUUGACUGAUAAGUUGGUUAUAUUUUUAGAGGUGACCCAGAGAUCUUUAGUUUGAAGGCAAUGACUUGUUUUUGCUUUUUUGCGUAUGGGUAUUUGGGUGCUUUUUUGUCACAUGAAUAACCUAGAAAGUAGGAGCAGAAUAGCAAAGGUUCUAUUCAACAAUAUAGUUCAAGGCUUUUGUGGAGGCUUCUGAAACCUUUUAAGCCAGGUGACUAAUAAGAUUUUAUUUUUGAAGGAAAAAUGCUUGUACUAAGUUCAGAGACAUGCAGGUGAGCCCUUUGUUUUUCUCACUGAAAAUCAUGACAUGCCAGCGGUUGUUAGUUUUACUUUGUUUUUAAGUGUGCAUUCUUUUUCUUCCUCCCAGCAAUUCCUUUAUGAUCACUUUCAUUUCUUGUUUCACUCCCCUCCCUCUAUCUCCAAAAAAAGUUGGGAAACUUAUGGCUCUUCAGGAAGACCUUUAUUUAGUCUAUUAUACCUCAGCAACCUUUUCAGACGGUCUCAGUUUUAAACAAGUUAAAUGAAAGAAAUUGAGUAUUUUCUGAGCUAUGAAUAUUAUUAUCAAUACAGCUUUAUGCAACAGAUUCUGGUUAUUGUAACUCUCUUGGUUGACAAGAUGUGCAGACUGUAUUAAUAGUGUGAAGAAAGAAAAGCAGAGGAAGCUUUUAGAAGCAGCAUUGCUGUUCCACAGAAGCUAGAACAAUUGCCUGUUGAUAAUUAGUGAGACAUUCAGGUCAAAUUUGGGGGGAGGUUAGCUUCCCAAAUGGUUUAGAUACUACACUGCAAAGUAUUUCUAAUUUUUCGGAAUAGAACCUUUAAUUAUUCUUCCUACAGUUUUAAGAUAUUACCAGAUAUAACUUUUAAUUGGAAUACACUGGGCAGUUGGAAAAAUAUUUGAAACUAAAUGCUAAAAUUAAGAUUUGUUUUCAAGUGGAAACCCACUAAAAAUAGAAAAAUAUUUAGGCUGGGUGUGUUUCUUUAUACAGCUACUAAAUAUGAUAAAAUAAGACAAGUACAUUCCCCUUUUUGUUGCGGAGGCUCCGUGUUCAAGGCAAUUGCUUUUCAAAUCUUGGCUUAAUUUUUUUCCGCUGUUUUGAAUAUCUGAGUUUUUUAAAGUUAGCAUCAGCAAAUUAAUUGAAGUUAUACUUCUAUACUGGGACACAUUUAAAUUACGGAGUGAAGAGCUUCUUUUUUAGUUUCAGAUGUAUGACUUGGGGUUUUAAAGUAAAAAUUACAAAGUUAUUUGUGGGUAAACUAAAAAAGUUGUACAAGUGACUGAAAUAAAACUCUUGGAAUAAGUUCAGUGGGGGGACUGGUAUCUCCAAAAGGCUAACAUUUUACUCCUUUUUUAACACUUGAAAAGCCCUGUUUUAGUCCCUAAGAAUUCUCAUCGCAUAGUGUAUGCCAGACUAUAAAAUACUUAUUUUUAAAAUGAAAUCUAUAUAACGACUUUCUUACCAAUCAUCUUAUUGUGCAAUCAAAAUUAGAGUUCUUUGGUUUGAAAACAACAUUUAGAGCCUCCAGAUAACUUUUUAAGACUUAUUUAGCUUUGUGGGUGGUAUUUUCAUGCAAAUAAGUAAGGGCGGGUUUUAUAUUUUGUAGAAGUUUUUGGUCCUAUUUUAAUGCUCUUUGUAUGGCAGUAUGUAUAUAGUGUGUUAAAUUUCCUCAAAACUCUCCUUUAAAAACUUUGAAGUUAAUACUUUUGUGCAACUGUGUUUUGAAUAAAGCCAUGACAGUGUUAAAAAAAAAUGCAGCACUCCUGAUUAUUCUUUUAUUUCUGACCGUUUCCUGUUUUUUUUUUUUUUCUGUGACUGCUGUAACUUAAAGUUUUGAAAUUGAAUUGCUUCAAUAAAUGGAAGAUUUGUUGUUAA
Messenger RNA from Lutra lutra (Eurasian river otter), 3449 nucleotides. It is a transcript of the gene ANP32E, whose product is annotated as acidic nuclear phosphoprotein 32 family member E. Gene Ontology annotation, cellular component: nucleus. The record is from RefSeq and is a predicted model, not a curated record. Bases 379 to 1173 code for a protein of 264 amino acids. Gene Ontology annotation, molecular function: histone binding; phosphatase inhibitor activity. NCBI's taxonomy places the organism in Eukaryota, Metazoa, Chordata, Mammalia, Carnivora, Mustelidae. The transcript is spliced from 7 exons. Gene Ontology annotation, biological process: regulation of apoptotic process.